AGGCAUCAUGUAUCUAGGCCACACAAUACGGGCUGCAGGCUCAUUGUUGCUGCUUACCAGCAGGCCUAUCACCGCCCCGGGGACGAGGCCUCUCUCUCUGUCUUGGGACAGUUCACCAUGCAUCUCACCCAGCUCAACCACGAAUGUCUCCUUCACCUUUUCUCCUUUUUGGACAAGGACAGUCGGAGGAGUUUGUCCCUUACCUGUCAUCAGCUGCGCGAGGUCUUCCUGGACCCCCGCCUCUGGAAUCUACUCCACUUCAGCUCCCCGUGUCAGCUGAGGAGAGACAACUUUGUGCUGGGACCCUCAUUGCGGUACUUGACUGUUUGCUGGUACUCUAGCAGGGUCCUACAAGUGUGCAACAUUGAGGACUGGUUGAAGAGCUCGUUCCAGAAGGACAUCUGCAGUAAACAUGAAAGCCUGGUCAGCACUUUCCUGACUCAUGUCUGCCACAUGUGUCCCAACCUGCUCUCUCUAACCCUGUCUGGCUGUGGACACAUCACUGACCAGGAUGUAAUCUCCAUGCUGCAGAGCUGCAGGAAGCUGCGCUGCCUCCACCUGGAGAACUGUGUCCGCAUCACCGACCGCAGCCUGGAGGGCGUGGCAGCUCAUGGAGACAGUCUGGAGGAGGUAAAGGUGGACUUCUGCAGGAACAUCACUCAGGCGGGGCUGCAGGCUGUCAAAGAGAAGAGGCCCAGCAUCCACCUGAGUGCAGAGAGGAGUGCUGAUAUGAUCCCAGACAGCAAGCCCGAGGAGAGUGUGCCACUCAGGAGGACACUGCAGAAGGUCCUGCUGUUCUCCUGAUGGGAAUAAUUUGACAUUCCUUUCCCAUGGACCACAAGGAAGAGUAACAUUUGGACUUAUCAUUUGAGGACUUUGAUGUGAUGCGUUUGUUCUGAUUUGUAGUUGCAUUUAAUAGAAGAGUUUCUGCACCAUUUUUAUCAUUUGUGUGCAACAUAAGUCUUUCUUAUUUUUUAAGCUGUCUAUAUUCCAUGUUAUCCUAACCAUAAAGAACUCCAGACACACUCACAAUAAAGUCUUAUGUAUACAUGUGGCCUUAUCAGCAACUCUUAAUCAAUAAACAAAAACAUUAUGCAAUUUUAUGAUUCCAUUCUUAAAGGUCCAUGUGUAACAUUUAGGACAUUCAUUCAUAGAACAUAAUAUUCAUUGGUAUAUUUUCAUGAUCAUGUCAUGUAUCUGUGUUUCAUGUAUUUUCAUGUACAGUGUAUAAUCACCUCUUUUUAUUGGGUUUCUUUUUUUUUUUUGUUUAUCUACAGAGGUUAGCCAGUUAGAUUAGCUUAGCAUAAAGCUGGAAAUAGGGAGAAACAGCUAGCCUGGUUUACGGCUAGGGUAUCAAAAUCCACCUACCAGCACUUCUACAGCUCACUAAUUAAUAUAUAUGUUAAUGUCAUUUGUUUAUUUGUACAAAAACUGAGGUGAAAAACAACAAUUUAAAAGACACUCAAAAGGUGCAUGGUUGCACUGUGUCCUCAGUCUCUGUUAUGGUAAAACAUUUCAGGAAGGAAGGGAUCUCUGAGGGCAAAGUGUGCCUGAGCUCUGAUUGAAUCAUGUUAUAUAAGCCUGUGAGACAUAUGAAACAAGGUUGAUUAAGGGGGUGUGUCUAUUUGUAAAAGCCACGUGACAAAUUCAUUGCAGGCUGCUGCUGUAGAGUGCUCCCAAUCCUAUGACUGCAUCUCUGAAGAAUAUAUUUUCACACAAGGUCCACAUAAUAAGGAACACAAUUCUUUCAAUCCUACCUGCACUAUUCAGAUAUUGUUUCCUUUCCAGUUUCCCUUUGAAAGGUCAUAAUACUGUGGUUUUUAUUGACUGUUUUUUUUUUACUCAGCGUGUACCUGUUUACUUAUUUAUUAAAUGUGUCUAUGAGAAUUUUC
Molecule: messenger RNA, 1892 nt
Organism: Morone saxatilis (striped sea-bass)
Lineage: Eukaryota; Metazoa; Chordata; Actinopteri; Moronidae
Gene: fbxl22
Product: F-box and leucine-rich repeat protein 22
Exons: 2
Coding region: 118-804 (228 amino acids)
Biological process (GO): SCF-dependent proteasomal ubiquitin-dependent protein catabolic process
Cellular component (GO): SCF ubiquitin ligase complex
Molecular function (GO): protein binding
Source: RefSeq, a predicted model, not a curated record